AUGGAGGCAGCCAUCUGGACCACAAGGUGGAAGCUGUUUGUGGAGGAAGCAGAGCCCCAAGGGGGAAGGAACCUGGGCUCUGAAGAUCUCAAAGAGGAGGAGCCGCCGGGCCUGGAGGCGGCCGAGGCGCCAGGCGCUCAGCCUCCGCAGCCGCUGCAGCGUCGCGUGCUAUUGCUCUGCAAGACGCGCCGCCUCAUUGCCGAGCGCGCCCGCGGUCGCCCCGCCGCCCCUGCUCCCUCUGCUCUCGCCACACCGCCCAGCGCCCCCAGCGCCCCAGGCCCAGAGCCCACGGUUGUGCAGGAGCCCGGCCUAGACCCCGCGCCCGCCCCCGACGGCGGCCCGGGAGAGGAGGCAGCGGCGGCGGCAGCAAGGAAAGAGGACGCCGGGGUGCCGGAGACAAGGCCUGAGCCCGGGCGCGCACGCCGGGACGAGCCCGAGGAGGAGGAGGACGAUGAAGAUGACCUCAAGGCCGUGGCCACCUCCCUGGAUGGUCGCUUCCUCAAGUUCGACAUCGAGCUGGGCCGCGGCUCCUUCAAGACGGUGUACAAAGGGCUGGACACGGAAACCUGGGUGGAGGUGGCCUGGUGCGAGCUGCAGGACCGGAAGCUCACCAAGCUGGAGCGACAGCGGUUCAAGGAGGAGGCCGAGAUGCUAAAGGGUCUGCAGCACCCCAAUAUUGUGCGCUUUUACGACUUCUGGGAGUCCAGUGCCAAGGGGAAGCGGUGCAUCGUACUGGUUACCGAGCUGAUGACCUCAGGGACACUGAAGACGUACCUGAAGCGGUUCAAGGUGAUGAAGCCUAAGGUGCUGCGCAGCUGGUGCCGGCAGAUCCUGAAGGGGCUGCUGUUCCUGCACACCAGAACGCCCCCCAUCAUCCACCGGGACCUCAAGUGUGACAACAUCUUCAUCACCGGACCCACUGGCUCUGUGAAGAUUGGCGACUUGGGCCUGGCCACCCUCAAGAGAGCAUCCUUUGCUAAGAGUGUGAUAGGUACUCCUGAGUUCAUGGCACCUGAGAUGUACGAGGAGCACUAUGACGAGUCGGUGGAUGUCUACGCCUUCGGGAUGUGCAUGUUGGAGAUGGCCACCUCGGAGUACCCCUACUCGGAGUGCCAGAACGCCGCCCAGAUCUACAGGAAGGUCACCUGUGGCAUCAAGCCAGCCAGCUUUGAGAAAGUGCACGAUCCAGAAAUCAAGGAGAUUAUUGGGGAGUGUAUCUGCAAAAACAAGGAAGAGAGGUACGAGAUCAAGGACUUGCUCAGCCAUGCCUUCUUUGCGGAGGACACGGGUGUGAGGGUGGAGCUGGCUGAGGAAGACCAUGGCAGGAAGUCCACCAUUGCCCUGCGGCUCUGGGUUGAGGACCCCAAGAAACUGAAGGGCAAGCCCAAGGACAACGGGGCCAUAGAGUUCACCUUUGACUUGGAGAGGGAGACACCAGAUGAUGUGGCACAGGAGAUGAUCGAGUCAGGGUUCUUCCAUGAGAGUGAUGUGAAGAUCGUGGCCAAGUCCAUUCGUGACCGUGUGGCAUUGAUCCAGUGGCGGCGGGAGAGGAUCUGGCCAGCAUUGCAGCCCCAGGAACAGCGAGACCCAGGCAGCCCUGACAAGGCCAAGGGCCUGCACACCCCUCUGCAGGUCCAGGUGACCUACCAUGCACAGGUUGGACUGCUAGAGCCGGAGGAGCCCGAGGCUGACCAGCACCUUCUCCCUACUGUGCUGCCGGCCAGCGCCACCUCUCUGGCCUCUGACAGCACAUUCGACAGCGGGCAGGGCUCCACUGUGUACUCGGACUCACAGAGCAGCCAGCAGAGUGUGGUGCUGGGCUCGUUGGUGGACUCAGCACCACCCACUGCCCAGAGCGUGUGCAGCCCCCCCGUGAGCAUGAGCGAUGGGCCCAUCCUGCCACAUAGCCUGCCCUCACUGGGAGCCUACCAGCAGCCUGUUGCGCCUGGCCUGUCAGUGGGCUCUGUCCCACCCCCCACCCGCGCUCCGCUCCCACAGCAGCAUUUCCCGGAGCCGGCCAUGAGCUUUGCCCCCGUGCCGACUGGGCCGGGCCAGCCUAGGCCCUCUGUCCACCAGCCUCCUCCACUGGCCCAGACAGCUCCCCUGUCACAGGUCCUGGCGUCACAGCCUGUGGGCCCUCUCCAACCAGUGCCCCCCCAUCUGUCUUCAUACCUGGCUCCGACUUCCCAGGUGGCCUCGGCUCAACUGAAGCCCCUCCAGAUGCCACCGGUGUCCCUGCAGCCGCUUGCUCAAGUCCCUCAGCAGAUGCCUCCACUUCCUGUCAUCCCCCCCGUUGCUCCGCUGGCUUCAAUCGACAGCCUCCCUGCAGCCCUUUCCGACCUGCCGGCUGCCAGCGGGUCCGCUGUGCCUCCCCCUUCUCAGUAUUUCUCUCCAGCUGUCAUCUUGCCAAGCCUCCCGCUCAACACUGCAACCCCGUUGCCUGUGUCACCAGCCCUGCCUCUGCAGGCAGUCAAGCUGCCCCACCCUACUGGGGCACCUCUGGCCAUGCCGUGCCGGACCAUUGUGCCAAACGUGGCAGCCACCGCCACUGCCAUCCCUCUGCUGGCUGUGGCCCCACAGGGAGUGGCCGCCCUGUCCAUUCAUCCUGCCGUGGCCCAGCUUCCAGCCCAGCCUGUGUUCCAGGCAGCCUUUCCACAGAUGGUGCCCAGCGAUGUCCCACCUUCUCCCCUUCACACAGCACAGGCUGUGAGAGCCGCCCCUCCACAGCCUGUGCCCCCUAUGCUGCCACAGCCCCACCAACCAAGUAUUGCCCACCUUCCUGAGCAGACUGCUCCAGCCGCUGGAGUAGGGAGCCAGAUCCUGCUUGGCCACCCGUCUCCAUAUGCCGUGGAUGUCACUGCCCAGGUCCCCACGGUGCCCACUCCAGCCACCAUCCUUUCCCCUCCUGUGCCUGAAGUGUUGCCGCCUGCUGUUCCUGAGCUCCUGCCUCAGCUCCCUGGCUCCUUGGCCCCCACUAUGGUGGCUACUGCUCAGAGCUUGCCUAUCCAGACCACUGCACUCCUGCCGCCUGCUAACCUGCCACUGCCCAGUGGGCCUGGAAUCUCCAGCCCCUGCCCGGCUGUCCAGCUGACUGUGGAGCCAGCCCCUGAGGAGCAGGACAAGCAGCCUGGCCUCCUGCAGAGCUGUGAGAGCAGCUAUGGAGGUUCUGACGUCACUUCUGGAAGAGAGCUGAGUGACAGCUGUGAGGGCACAUUUGGUGGGGGGAAGUUGGAAGGCAAGCCCUCCCGGAAACAUCACCGCAGGUCCACGCGCACGCGCUCGCGCCAGGAGAGGGCCAGCCGUCCCCGGCUGACCAUCCUGAAUGUGUGCAACACGGGUGACAAGAUGGUGGAGUGUCAGCUGGAGACACACAACCACAAGAUGGUGACAUUCAAGUUCGACCUGGAUGGAGACGCGCCUGAUGAGAUUGCCACCUACAUGGUGGAGCACGACUUCAUCCUGCAGGCUGAGCGGGAGACAUUCAUUGAGCAGAUGAAGGACAUCAUGGACAAGGCGGAGGACAUGCUCAGUGAGGACACAGAUGUGGACCGUGGCUCUGACCCUGGGGCAAGCCCGCCGCCCCUCAGUACCUGUGGUCUGGGCACUGGGGAGGAGAGUCGCCAGUCCCAAGCAAAUGCCCCAGUGUAUCAGCAGAAUGUUCUGCACACUGGGAAGAGAUGGUUCAUCAUCUGUCCAGUAGCUGAACACCCAGCAGCAGAAGCCCCCGAAUCUUCACCCCCACCUCCUCUGAGCUCCCUGCAGCCAGAAGCCAGCCCAGAUCCAGCACCCUGUAAAGACCAGCUGUCCUUGAAGGAAAAAUCCGGCUUCCCAGCCAGUCCACAACUUCCGAGCCAGCCAAGCUCCAGGGGUGCCCCUGGGGGUGUACCAGUCCCUUUGGUGCCAUCCUCUCCUCCCAUGACUUCUGUGCCCCAGGACAUGGCUGCACCAGCUGCCAGCCCCAAGCCAGAGCCAGCAAUGGGGGCUGCUGUGCAGGCAGGGGGUCCAGGGACUUCUCAGGGGAUAGCUAGUGAGCACGAGACACCCCAGCCCCUGGCAGAGACUCAUGAUGCCCAGCUUGCUACAAGGCCCCUGGGUGUGGCCCUAGGGCCUUGCACCUCCCCUCCAGAGGCCCCCCAACACCCUACAGGUCUGGAGGAGCCUGCCUCAGCCAGGGAGGCUAGCGCCCCGGGGGAGAUCCUGCCAGCUCCAGCCCCUGUGCCCAGUGCCCCUGGUGGGACUCCCCAGCUUGCCCUAGGCCAGUCCCUAACCUCAGUCCCUAAUGUGGUGGGGGCCGUUAGCCUGGCCACUCCCCAGCUUCCCAGCCCCCCACUUGGGCCUGCCAUCCCCCCGCAGCCACCUUCAGCCUUGGAGUCAGAUGGGGAAGGGCCACCUCCUAGGGUGGGUUUUGUGGACAGCACCAUCAAGAGCCUGGAUGAGAAGCUGCGAACUCUGCUCUACCAGGAGCACGUGCCCACCUCCUCUGCCUCAGCUGGGACCCCUGUGGAGGUGGGUGACCGAGACUUUACCAUGGAGCCCCCAAGAGGGGACUGGACCUACACAGAAGCCUCUGGGGGAGACCCAGCCCUACUAUCCCAGCUUGCGUCGGACAAGUCAGAAAUGGCUCCUGGGCCUGGGGACACAUUGAAGCAGGCCACAUCCUCACCAGUGGCAGCAGCAUCAUCUUUGAGCAACAUGCUGGGAACUGAUGGAGGAUGGGUGGCCUCAGGUUCACCUGCAGCGUCCAGUGCCCCUCAGGAUGCCCCCACUUCUGCCAUCCCUGCACAUCCGGAAACCACAGAUCAGAGUAGCAGGGUCCUUGGGGAAACCUCUGCUGAGCCCACGCAGCGCUGCCUGGGGAUGUUGACCAAGGGCAGUCAGGCCAUCCAGUUCCAGACACAUGGCAUUAUGGCCUCAGGGUCCCCUCCGAAGCGGCCACGGCAGCAGGAUGGCAGCUCACCAGCCAAAACUGUGGGCCGGUUCUCGGUAAUCAGCACCCAGGACGAAUGGACCCUGGCCUCCCCCCACAGCUUGCGGUACUCUGCUCCACCCGAUGUGUACCUACAAGAGGGGCCCCAAAGCCCUGACAUGAAGCUGGCCCUGCGGCGAGUGCAGACGGCCUCUUCCAUCGAGGUCGGCCCUGGCGAGCCCGUGUCCAGUGACUCUGGGGACGAGUGCCCACGCCGGAGGCCUUCUGUGCAGAAGCAUGGCUCCCUUCCUGGGAGUGGCAGCAGUGUGGCCAGCGACUUCGUCAAGAAGGCCACUGCCUUCCUACACAGGUCUUCAAGGGCUGGCUCUCCGGGCCCAGAAACACCCAACAGGACGGGCGUGAAGGUCCCUACCAUCAGUGUGACCUCCUUUCACUCCCAGUCAUCCUACAUCAGCAGUGACAAUGACUCAGAGAUUGAGGAUGCCGACAUUAGGAAGGAGCUGCAGAGUCUUCGAGAGAAACACCUGAAGGAAAUUUCAGAGCUGCAGAGCCAGCAGAAGCAAGAGAUCGAGGCCCUGUACCGCCGCCUGGGCAAGCCACUACCCCCCAACCUGGGGCUCUUCCAUACAGCACCCCCAGCUGGCCGUCGGAGAAAGACCAGCAAGAGCAAGCUGAAGGCGGGGAAGUUGCUGAACCCACUGGUGCAACAGCUCAAGGUCGUGGCCUCCAGCACAGGUCAUUUGUCAGACUGCAGCAGAGCCCCUCCUGCUAAGGACCCCACCAAAGCUGGGGCGGGGCCCGUGGCAGCAUCAGACCCGUGUGGGAAGGCAGUUCAGACCCAGCAGCCUUGCUCCGUGCGGGCCUCCUUGUCUGCAGACAUCUGCUCCGGCUUAGCCAGUGAUGGAGGCGGAGCGCAUGGCCCAGGGUCCUCUACCAGCAGCCUGGUCCCCGGCCCCGAGCCGGGUCCCCCACCCACCCUGCAUGUCCAGGCUCAGGUGAAUAACAGCAACAACAAGAAAGGCACCUUCACGGAUGACCUUCACAAGCUGGUGGAUGAGUGGACCAGCAAGACAGUGGGGGUUGCUCAGUUGAAGCCAUCACUCAACCAGCUGAAGCAGACACAGAAGCUGCACAACAUGGAGGCCACGGCUGGCUGGGCUCUUGGGCCUGGCGAAAUACAGGCUAUGAAUCCACCUCGAGCAGCAGUGGGGACACCAUGUCUGGCCCUGGCACCUGGCCCUCUACCCACCACGGUCAUUCCUGGAACUUCCCUGACCCUGCCCGUGCCAGAUUCUGAAAGUGAGAAGCCCGACUGAGCCCAGGCAGGCCGAUCUGACCCAGACGCCAGGCCCCAUGUCGUCUCAUGCAGAGCAGGCGAGUCCGCGCCUUGUGUCAGUUCACACUGUUUUGUAACCACUUUCUAAGCAUUUUUUAUUCACAAUUGGAGACACAAAUGUAAUGCAAGAAUAAAAAAUAUUUU
This is a messenger RNA of Pteropus alecto (black flying fox), 6407 nucleotides long. RefSeq names its product WNK lysine deficient protein kinase 2 (gene WNK2). Gene Ontology annotation, cellular component: cytosol; cytoplasm. Gene Ontology annotation, molecular function: protein serine/threonine kinase activity; potassium channel inhibitor activity; chloride channel inhibitor activity. The record is from RefSeq and is a predicted model, not a curated record. The coding region runs from base 1 to 6243 and encodes 2080 amino acids. Gene Ontology annotation, biological process: protein phosphorylation; positive regulation of sodium ion transmembrane transporter activity; intracellular signal transduction. The transcript has 28 exons. NCBI's taxonomy places the organism in Eukaryota, Metazoa, Chordata, Mammalia, Chiroptera, Pteropodidae.